Sceloporus undulatus (fence lizard) is the source of this 3557-nucleotide messenger RNA. It is a transcript of the gene KIF20A, whose product is annotated as kinesin family member 20A. The record is from RefSeq and is a predicted model, not a curated record. The coding region runs from base 244 to 2910 and encodes 888 amino acids. Gene Ontology annotation, biological process: mitotic spindle assembly; microtubule-based movement. Lineage: Eukaryota; Metazoa; Chordata; Lepidosauria; Squamata; Phrynosomatidae. Gene Ontology annotation, cellular component: nucleus; spindle microtubule. The transcript has 19 exons. Gene Ontology annotation, molecular function: ATP binding; microtubule binding; plus-end-directed microtubule motor activity.
GGAGGUUUCUGGAGACGAUUGAGAGCAGUUUCGCUAUUGGCUCACCUGGGUUUAUGUCUUAGGCGGUGAUUGGGCCCUGCGUUUCGCGCGCUGUGAUUGGCUGACCGGUUCGGCCGCGAGGUUUGAAACAAGCACGGUUCAUUCGGAGGCAGGAGAGGUAUCGGGACGGUCGGUUUUUUUGCGGGGCUCGUAGAGGAAGUGGGGGCACCGGGCAGACGGAGCCGGUAAGAGCAAUCGGUUGCUAUGGCCCAAGGACUUGAAUCUCCAGUGGGACUGUUUUCAGAUGAAGAAGCUGUUGUCUCCCCUGUACUGGAAUCCACAGUGGCAGACUGUGGGGCUGGCUUGUGCAGAGCUCUUCUACCAGAUUUCUCUGCCAUCUCAACAGCACAAGCGCAGGCUGCUUCUGAUGCCAAUGGGAAAGUGAAAGUCUAUGCAAGAGUGCGGCCUCUGAAGCCAACAGAGAUGGAGAAGCAAGAAGAUCAAGGCUGUGUCUACAUUGAGAAUGGUGAGACGCUUCUUCUCAAAGCACCAAAAGAUUCCUUCACCAUGAGAAACACAGAGCGAGGCAUUGGUCAGGCCAUACAUAAAUUCACUUUCUCACAGAUCUUUGGACCAGAGGUGAGCCAAAAGUCUUUCUUCGAUGCAACAAUGAAGGAUGUGGUAAAGGAUGUGCUCAGUGGGCAGAACUGGCUUGUUUACACCUAUGGAGUCACUAAUUCAGGGAAGACAUAUACUAUCCAAGGAAGUGGUGCUGAUGGGGGAAUCCUCCCCCGUUCCCUGGCCAUCAUAUUCAACAGUAUUGGGACACAAAUGUACCAAGCCACAGACCUGAAGCCCUUCCUCUCAAGUGAGGUAACCUGGCUAGACAGCAAGCAAGUUCGUCAGGAGGAAAUAAAAAAGCAGGCUUUGAUAUGUGGCAGGAUGAAAGAAGAGGAGCACUUUAUCUCUCUGAACAAGAGUUGCAGCACAGCAUCACAAGCAGCCACAAGUGGCAGCAUUGACAGUGGCAUUGGUGGUUUCUCGUCUGCCUCCCAGUCUGCCAGUCAGUUGGAAGAGACAGGUCCACACUGGUCUGACCCGGAUCAUGUAUCAUUGCUGGUUCAAGAGGAUGUGCGAUUUUCCAUCUGGGUUUCCUUCUUUGAGAUCUACAAUGAGCUGAUUUAUGACUUGCUGGACAUGAGUGUGCAUGGGCCAAAUCGCAAGAGGCCCACGUUGCGGUUAUGUGAGGAUCAAACAGGCAACCCCUACGUCAAAGAUCUCAACUGGAUCAACGUUCAAGAUGCUGAUGAAGCCUGGAGACUAUUGAAACUCGGUCGGAGAAAUCAAAGUUUUGCUAGUACUCAUAUGAACCAGAACUCUAGCCGCAGCCACAGCAUCUUCUCCAUUCGAAUUCUGCAUCUUCGGGAAAGCAGCGGUGAAAUGGUACCCAAGAUCAGUGAGCUGUCACUGUGUGAUCUGGCUGGCUCAGAGCGCUGUAAAGAACAGAGAGUUGGGGACCGCUUGAAAGAGGCAAAUAAUAUCAACACAUCUUUGCACACAUUGGGGCGCUGCCUCACAACACUGCGCCAGAACCAGCAGUCCAGGGUGAAGCCAAAGGUUGUGCCCUUUCGAGAUAGCAAGCUAACCCGUGUGUUCCAAGGUUUCUUCACUGGCCGUGGGCAAUCCUGCAUGAUUGUUAACAUCAACCCAUGCGCAUCGUCAUAUGAUGAAACCUUAUAUGUGGCUAAAUUCUCUGCUGUUGCCAGCCAGCUCAUACAGGCUCCUUCAAAGGUGGGACUUCUGUCCAUCCAGUCUCUUAUCAAGGAGCAUGGCAUUCAAGCUAAUAAAGUCCCCAUGGCUGAAGAAACAGAACCUGAUAAAGAUAGUGAGGAUGAAACAGAUGUGACUGUGUAUGACAAAGAGGCCCUAGUACACAUGGUUGAGGCUGUUAAAGAACUGUUGAUAAAAGAGCGUCAGGAUAAGCUUCAGCUAGAAAUGCGUCUCCGUGAUGAGAUCUGCAAUGAGAUGAUGGCACAGCUCCAACAGAAGGAACAAUGGACCAGUGAUUAUGUGGAUGCACAGAAGGAGAUACUGGAGGACUUGUAUGAAGAAAAACUGAACAAUCUGAAGGAGUCAUUGACAGAUUAUUAUCUGGAGGAGAUUGAGAAUAGGGAUGAAAAGAUCAGAAAUUUAGAAGCUGCCUUGCAAGAUGCAAAAGGGCAACAAGAAACCCAGGAGAAAAAAAUGCAAGAGGGGGAGGAGACCCUGCGCAGGUCCAAGCGAGUGGCAUCUAACUCGCAACAGGACAUGCAGCAGAUGAAAACCAAGUUAGAGCAAUGCCAGUCAGAGCUGAGAACUGCUACUGAAGAGUUGCGUAAGUACCGGAAGAUGCUGGAGCCACCACCUUCUGCAAAGCCCAUCACUGCUGAUGUGGACCGGAAGCUAGAAGAAGGUCAAAAGAAUGUGAGGUUGCUGCGAUCUGAGCUGUUGCAGCUGGAGCAGUCACUCCAGUCAGCUGAAAGAGCCUGUUGUCACAGCACAGCUGCUGGGAAACUUCGUGAGACCCUCUCUAAGUGUGAUAGCAUCUUGGUAAAGCAGGGCCAGACUUUGGCUGAACUUCAGAACAACAUGAUGCUUGUGAAGCUAGACAUGCGGAAGAAAGCAGCCUGUAUCGCAGAGCAAUAUCAAACAGUACAGAAACUGCAAGCAGCAGCACCUGCACUUCCACCCUCUUCUGCCAAAAAACGCUUCUGUGCCAACAGUGAAAACAUGCAACCUCGAAGCCAGCCUCCUAUCAAGAAACCUUUCUUGCACAACUUCUUGACUCGCUCAACAUCCCGGCCUGCUGUAGCAGCAGAGAGCCCCUACAGUCGUAUCUUGCGUAUCCGAAAGUCUCCAUCAUUCAAAACCAUCACUUUUGGAAAAAAUUGAAAGCCUUUUAGGUUGUGCCACCACUACAUUUAAUGGGUUAGGUCCAGACAGAGCUAUAAUUUUACAGAACCCAUUGGAACUUAAGUCCCAUUGAUUUCAGCAUAUUUCCUAUGAACAUGGCUAAGUGUGAAUGCAGCCCAAUGUCUAAAUAAAAAAUAAUAAUUAUGAUCUAAAUCAAAGUGUUAUUUUCCCAUUAAACAAAUGUAGUCAAUGGAACUCAUGUAACCCAUUGAUUUAGUGGGUCUACUCUACUCUCAUUGGAGUAGUUGGAACUAAGACUGAUUUAGGUUAAGGGGAGGGAAUCAGACAGUCCUCCAGAUGUUGGAGUACAACUUCUGCCAUUCCAUAUUAUUGGCCAUGCUGCCCAGAGCUGCAGUAAACAUUUGGAGGGAUGCAUGAUUUUCAUCCUGAUUUAAAAUAUUUAGUGUGUUGGAUUCUGAACAUACUGCAAAUCUUUGUUUUUCCAAAGAUGGUUACUAUGCAUGUCUUCUCAUCAAUUCAGGCCAGCUGCUAUUCCAGUGUAUAUGGAACCUGGAUUUAUAAUCUUUGUCUUGUUUUCCAGACAGAUGUAUGUUUCUGCAUGCUAUAUAUAUAUAUAUGUAUUCAUAAUCUGUGUUAAAUGCAUAAUAAAAUAUGUUUUCUAUUUU